AUGGCUGGUUGUCUGCAAAGAGGGAGGCUGAGUACAAGAGCACUUCUGAAGUGCUUCUUUGUAUUGUCUUUAUUAGGAUGUUGUCUCUCUACAACCAAUGCAGAUACUUUUGACGCAGUUUUUCGUCAUAGGCACCGAUCUGGACCUACUGCUGAAACAAUUUUGGUAGCCAACAACGGGAUUAGAGUUCCCUUUGGACGCUCUGUGUAUCUGGAUCCUGUCAAUGACCUUGUUACUGAAGUGCAUGCAGGAGACCGCUGUCAUAUUACAGUCCUGGAUAAUGACCCACUUGCACAAAGACCUGGAAUGCUAACCCCCAAGAAGUUCCCCUGUGCUUUUGGAGCAGAAGAGGUCAAAUACACUCACUUCGGUUCCCGGAGCCCUAGCAAGGAUCACAUAAAACUGCAGCUGAGGUAUGACUCCCACACAGACACUGUGGUGGUUCCUUUUGUUCUCGAAGUAGAAGUGGUAUUUCAGCAACUGGAGAUUCUCACUCGUAACAUGCCUCUGGUUGUGGAGAAGCUCAAUGGUCUAAGUAACCCGAUUGACAAAAAAACCUUAGAGUUCGCUUUUGAAGAUGGUGUCACUACAUGCAAGGUGACCACGCUAGUUGGUGCGGGCAAGUUUCCCAGGUAUGGCACUCUUACUGAUAACUCGGUUAAUGGGCAGAUGAUUAAUUGUGAUGAUUUUCUCAAGAAGGGAAUUCAGUAUAAGCAUACUGCCACAACCAAUUCUCCCAACAGAGAUUACAUUCCAAUGCUAGUGGAAGUACAAGACAAUGAUGGUAAUGCUAUUCAACAAGAGCAUUUUCAGAUAAUGGUUAGAAUCAAAGAGGGUACUGAAAAUACGCCACCUAAGCCUAGCUUUAUAUCUAUGAUGAUGAUGGAGAUUGACCAAUUUGUGAUGACAGCCAUAACUUCAGAAAUGCUGGCAGCUGAGGAUGUUGAAUCAAGAUCUGAUCAAUUAAUUUUUAACAUAACAUCUCCUCUCGGGUAUCAACAGGGCUAUAUUAUCAGCACAGAUGAUCAAAACCAGCCAAUCACCUCUUUUUAUCAGAGAGACAUAAAGGACCUGAAAAUAGCCUAUAAACCUCCCUCUGAGGAUUCAGAUGUGGAAAGAAUUUUCCAGAUUGAAUUUAAAAUUAUUGACACUGAUGGAGCUGUGUCUGAUAUUUUUGCUUUUAUGAUUGUUGUAAAACCAAUGAACACUUUAGCCCCAGUGGUGACCAAAAAUACAGGACAGCUGCUUUUUGAGGGACAAUCAAGAUCUCUAUCCAGCUCACAAAAUUUAGAGAUUAGUGAUGAGGACAAUCUUGAUGAUGUGAAGAUAACUGUGGUUGAUGGCUUAAAACAUGGAGAGCUGACUGUGUUAGGGUCUCAAAGAAAGUUUUUCACACCUGCUGAUCUGGAUGCUGGAGUUGUUGUAUACCAGCACGAUGGAAGUGAUACCUACAGUGACAACAUUAUAUUCAGAAUGACAGAUGGCAGUAAUGAAGUAGAGUUUUUGUUUCCCAUCACCAUCGCCCCCACCGAUGACGAACCUCCCAUUAUAAACGCCAAUACAGGUAUUGCUCUUUUUAAAAAUGAAGUAAUGCAGAUCUCCCCCUUCAUCCUGAGUGCAACUGACAUUGACUCUGAAGACUCAACCAUUAAAUUUAUAUUAGAAGAGCCUUAUUCACUGAUUGGAGAGCUGCUCCUCAAGCAGGCGGAGCCUCCGCAAGACCCAUCUGCGUGGAAAUUCAGCUCAACAGAUGAGAUGUUUGAACAGGUGGUGACGGAAUGGUUCCAGCAAGAUAUUCUGGAUGGAAAGCUGUUUUAUCGUCACAAAGGUCCUCACAGUACAACCACUGUGAUUGACCAGUUUGUCUUCAGAGUCCAGGAUGACAACGACCCACCAAAUCAGUCAGGAGAACACACAUUUACCAUUAAAAUCCAUCCAGUGGAUGACAUACCUCCAGAACUUUACUCUGGCACCACACUACACAUGACAGUCAAAGAAUACGAGCUGACAUUUUUUAUGAAGAAAUCUCUACGUUACACAGAUCUGGACUGUGAUGACAGGGACCUUAAGUACACAAUCAUCAAACCUCCAACUGACACAGAUGAAAACAACCCCAUUCCUCUUGGUGCCAUUGUGUUGACUGACAGGCCUGACAUUAUAAUAAGUGAGUUUACACAAGCUCAGGUCAACCACCAUAAAGUGGCAUACAAACCCCCGGAGCAAGAGCUUGGUAUUACUCCAAAAAUGCUCCAGUUUACGUUCACUGUGGAGGACACGGCUAGCAAUUCUGUUGAUGGAGUUUUUACCAUAAUUUUACAGCCAGUGGACAACAAACCACCUGUAAUUACAAACACUGGUUUCACUGUUCAGGAGCAAAAUACGUUUAUAAUAACCAGAAAUGAACUAAAUGCCUCUGACCAGGACACAGAGGAUGAAAAUAUUGUAUUCACAGUGACCCAGAUUCCGAGAUUUGGACAGCUGCAGUAUUUGGAAAUUGACAUGUCUAAUGGAGAGACUUUUGUGUUGGAGGACAUUGAAAACAGUCGACUGGCCUAUAUUCACAGUGGUGAAGAAUCUCUCAGUGAUGUCAUUAAACUUGACAUUAGCGAUGGCUUCCAUGAGGUGCCUAUUGUCAUAAAAAUCAGCAUCAAGCCUGUCGAUGAUGAAACCCCAACCAUUAUAUUACCUUCUGGUUUGUUUGGAGCUUCCAUUGAUGUACUUGAGAACGGUGCAACAGAAAUCACCAGCAAUGUCAUUCAGGGUCAUGAUAAAGACACAGAUGACCUCAUGCUCACUUUCAUAGUAGAUGAGCGUCCCAGAUUGGGUGAAAUAAUGGUAAGGGGAGCUCCUGCUGAGCGCUUCACCCAGCAUGAUAUAAUAAAUGGUGUGGUUGUCUACGUUCACACAAGUGGUGAGAUUGGCCCUAUCAAAGAGCAUGAUUCCUUCAACCUCACCAUAUCUGACAUGUCUGACGAAUGGGUUGUUGGUGGCAACAAAGUCCAAGGCGUUCGUGUCCAUGUCACCAUCCUACCUUUAGACAGCAUCCCUCCUGUAGUUAGUGUGGGUGACCAGUUUGUAGUAGUAGAGGGUGAAAAGAAUGUUAUCACAUUGGAGCACAUUCAAGCUGAGGAUAUUGACACUGAUAAUGAUGAUAUCUUGUGCACUAUUAUUGUUCAGCCCACAUCUGGUUAUGUGGAGAACAUUUCACCAGCUCCAGGGUCUGAAAAAUCCAGAGCAGGCACUGCCAUCACUGCUUUUACAAUUAAAGAUGUUGGUCUUAGCCACAUCUAUUAUGUUCAAAGCAUUCACAAGGGUGUGGAGCCAGUGGAGGACAGGUUCACUUUCCGCUGCUCUGAUGGUAUUAACUUUUCAGAAAGGCACCUUUUUCCCAUUGUCAUCAUCCCAGCCAACGAUGAAAAGCCAGAGAUAUUCAUCCGUGAGUUUGUCGUGAUGGAGGGAAUGAGUUUGGUGAUUGACACUCCUAUUUUAAAUGCUGCUGAUGCUGACAUUCCAGGUGAUGAAUUAUCUUUUGAGAUCAUUGAAAAUCCCAAACAUGGAAACAUAGUCCAGCAGUUAAGUACUGGCACAGUUCCAGAAGUGAAAUUUUCCUUAAAGCAGAUCAAGGAGGCAUCUAAUAUAGUUUAUGAGCAUGAUGACUCUGAAACCAAGGAAGACCAUUUCAAAAUUAGACUAACUGAUGGAAAGCAUACUGUUGAGGAGAAGGUCAUCAUAAUUGUUAUUCCUGUUGAUGAUGAAACCCCAAGAAUGGCGAUCAAUGAUGGUCUUGAAGUAGAAAUAGGAGAAACCAAAGUAAUUAGCAACAAAGUCCUGAAGGCCACUGAUUUGGAUUCAGAGGACAAAGAGCUUACUUACGUCCUCCGUUAUGGCCCCGGUCAAGGCUAUCUCCAGCGAAUCACCAAACAUGGAGUUGUCACUGGCAAUAUUAGCAUUGAAAUGAAUUUCACUCAAGAUGAACUUGACAAACAGCUGAUUCAGUACGUUCACACAGGCCAGGAAGGUAUCCGUGACCUACUAAAGUUUGAUGUAACAGAUGGAAUUAACCCGCUAAUUGAUCGCUACUUCUACAUUAAUAUUGGCAGCAUCGAUAUGGUAUUCCCUGAUGUUAUUAACAAGGGUGUUACCCUCAAAGAGGGAGGUAAGGUCACCCUAACCACAGACCUUCUCAGCACAACUGAUAUCAACAGUCCAGAUGAAUAUCUAAGUUUCAGCAUCACACGAGCACCCAGCAGGGGUCAUCUGGAAUGUACUGAUCUCCCAGGUGUGCCCAUCUCCACCUUCUCUCAGCUACAGCUUGCUGGCAACAAAAUUUACUACAUCCACACAUCUGACGAUGAAGUGAAGAUGGACAGCUUUGAAUUUGAGGUGACCGAUGGCUACAACCCUGUGUUCCGCACCUUCCGUGUAUCCAUCACUGAUGUCGACAACAAGAAGCCAGUCGUAACGAUAAAUAAACUAGUACUGAGCGAAGGAGAAAGCAAGCUGAUCACACCCUUUGAACUGACAGUGGAGGAUCGGGAUACACCAGACAACCUGUUAGGAUUUAUAGUGACUCAGGUGCCAGUUCAUGGUCAACUUUUGUUUAACGGAACUCAAGUCAUUACAACAUUCACCAAGCAGGACCUAAAUGAGAAUCUCAUUACUUAUGAUCAUGAUGGCACAGAGACAAAUGAAGACAGCUUCUCCUUUACAGUAACUGAUGGAACUCAUACUGAUUUUUAUGUUUUCCCCAAUACUGUUUAUGAAACUCGUAAGCCUCAGACGAUGACCAUUUAUAUUAACACAAUGGACAAUGGAGUGCCUCAAAUUGUUAUUAACAAAGCAGCACCCACUCUCAGAGUUCUUCAUACUGGGCACCUUGGCUUUUUGAUUACCAGUAAGGUUCUAAAGGCUGAAGACAGAGACAGUCCAAACAAAGUGCUCAAGUACAUUGUGACCAAAACCCCUCUCCAUGGCUUUAUUAUGAAUGCAGCGUUGGGCAAUGACAGCAUCAAAUCCUUCUCACAGGCUGAUAUUGAUGAUAUAAAGAUUUGUUACGUGCUUCUGGAUGGGUCCAACGCCACAAGUGACAUAUUCUACUUUACAGUGGAAGACAAUGGUGGUAACAAGUUGAAGCCACAACCGUUUCGCCUAAACUGGGCCUGGAUAUCUCUGGAGAGGGAAUACUACAUAGUGGAUGAGGAUGCUAAAUUUCUGGAGGUCACCCUCAAACGAAGGGGAUACUUGGGAGAGACAUCAUUUGUCAGCAUUGCCACCAAGGACGGCACUGCAAAAGUGGACAAAGACUUCCGAGGCAAAGCUCAGAAACAGGUUCAGUUCAACCCUGGCCAAACCACUGCAACCUGGAGGGUCAAGAUAUUCACUGAUCAAGAGUUUGAAACUUCAGAGAUGUUCCAAAUCCAGCUCUCUGAACCAGUAAUGGCUGUUCUCGAGUUUCCUGAUAUAGCCACUGUGGAGAUUGUGGAUCCUGGUGAUGAGUCUACAGUGUUCAUCCCUCAGGCAGAAUAUCGUAUUGAAGAGGAUAUAGGAGAACUGCUAGUCCCGGUCCACAGAUCAGGAGAUGUCAGCCAGGAACUCAUGGUGAUAUGUUACACUCAACAAGGCAGCGCAACUGGCACCACCCCCAGCACUGUGCUCUCCUAUUCUGACUACAUCACAAGACCCGAGGACCACACCAGUGUUCUGCGUUUUGACAAGGAUGAAAGGGAAAAGCCAUGUCGCAUUAUAAUAAUUGAUGACUCCCUCUAUGAGAAAGAGGAGAGCUUCAACGUGUCACUCAGUAUGCCUAUGGGUGGCCAAGUGGGAGGCAAGUUCCCCAGUGCCAAAGUUGUCAUCUUGGCUGAUAGUGAAGAUGAGCCAUCGUUCUACUUUGGAGAGACGGAGUACACAGUGGAUGAGAGUGAUGGUUUUGUGGAGGUAAAAGUGUGGAGGACUGGCACUGACCUUUCAAAGACAGCCACCGUUACAGUCCGGUCCAGGAAGAGUGACCCUGUUUCAGCAGAAGCGGGUCUAGAUUAUGUGGGAAUCAGUCGUAAUUUGGAUUUUGCUCCAGGAGUGACCGUACAGACUUUCCGUGUCACAAUCCUGGAUGACUUGGGUCAGCCAGAGCUGGAAGGACCAGAGAUGUUUGAGAUGGUGCUGCGUAUGCCAAUGAACGCAGUUCUUGGAGAGCCUAGCAAGACUGUCAUUACCAUAAAUGACAGUGUCACAGACUUGCCCAAGGUGCAGUUCAGAGAGGUGGAGUACAAGGUGGAUGAGGCUGAUGGAGAAUUAAAGGCAAUGGUGUACCGUAGUGGUGAUGUCAGUCAGAGGUCCACAGUUCGCUGUUAUACUCGCCAGGGAUCUGCCCAAGUCAUGAUGGACUACAAUGAGCGACCUAAUGCUGAUGCCUCUAUCAUAGAGUUCCUAUCAGGUGAAAUUGAGAAGCCGUGUGUUGUUACUUUUGUGGAUGACUCCAUUCAUGAGGAGGAUGAGGAGUUCCGCUUAGUUUUGGGUACACCAAAGAGCAAAUCACCAUAUGGUGCUUCAGUAGGUGAACAAAAAGAGACUCUGGUCACCAUCACCGAUCAUAAGGACAAACCCAUCAUCAGGUUCGCUGAGAUCAAAUACAGCAUUAAAGAGCCACAGGUUCCUGCCGAGAUUGCUAUAGUGAAGAUCCCUGUCCUGCGUCAGGGUGAUACAUCCAAGGUUUCUGUGGUGAGAAUUCACACCAAGGACGGCUCUGCAACAUCAGGAGAGGACUACAAUCCUCUUUCUCAAGACGUGGAGUUUAAGGAGGGUGAGACAGAGCAUAUUGUGGAGAUUAAGGUGCUUUAUGAUGGACAAAGAGAGAUCCGUGAGGCUUUCACCGUUCACAUGAAGCCUGACGAGUAUAUGGUGGCUGAGACCCAGAUGAACAAGGCUAUUGUGUACAUUGAAGAGAUGAAUAGUGUGGCUGAUGUCACCUUCCCAGCUGUGCCUCAGGUUGUGUCAUUGCUGUUGUACGAUGAUACGACUCGGGCUAAGGACAACCCCCACCCUCAGACUGGAUAUCCUGUUGUGUGUGUGACUGCCUGCAACCCCAAAUACUUUGACUUUGAUAAGACUGGCUCCAUUUGCUCAGUAGAAAACAUCAAUGACACACUGACUCAGUACCGGUGGUUAGUUAGUGCCCCGAGUGGACCAGAUGGAGUUACCAGCCCCUUGAGGGAAGUGGACACCAACACCUUCUUCACUAACACCAAGUCUAUCGUGCUGGACUCAAUCUAUUUCCAGGCUGGCUCCCGAGUGCAAUGUGCUGCCCGAGCCAUAAAUGCCAAUGGUGACGCCGGGCUAGAGCUCAGCUCACCCAUUGCGGUCAUCAGCCGAGAGGAGGGUCUCUGUCAACCUCGUAUACCUGGCACAGUGGGCGCUGAACCAUUCUCAGCUAAAAUUCGGUACACUGGCCCCGAUGACCCUGACUAUCCUAAUCUGAUCAAACUCACUGUCACUAUGCCCCACAUGGAUGGCAUGCUGCCAGUUAUCUCCACGCGUCCGCUGUCCAACUUUGAGCUGACUCUUAGUCCAGAUGGGACACGAGUCGGGAACCACCGCUGCUCUAACCUUUUAGAUUUUAAUGAGAUCCAGACAGCACAUGGCUUCAUUACUGAUGGCACCAAGAACCCAGAAAUUAUUGGCGAAACAGCACCGUACCAGUAUAGUGUGGCCAUGCGUAGCGCCAAUUCCCUUCGCUUCUACCGUAACCUCAACCAGGAGGCAUGUCUGUGGGAGUUCAGCAGCUACUUUGACAUGUCAGAGCUGUUGAAUGAUUGUGGGGGAUCCAUUGGCACAGAUGGACAGGUGCUGAAUCUUGUUCAGUCCUAUGUAACAUUACGGGUGCCCCUGUUUGUGUCCUAUGUCUUCCACUCUCCUGUUGCGGUUGGGGGCUGGCAACAUUUUGACCUGCGAUCUGAGCUAAGGCUCACCUUUGUGUAUGACACUGCCAUUUUAUGGCAAGAUGGUAUUGGAAGCCCACCAGAGGCUGAGCUACAAGGUGCCAUGUAUCCUACCAGCAUGAGAAUCAAUGAUGAAGGUCGUCUUGUAGUCAACUUCAAGACUGAGGCUCGAUUCAGGGGGCAGUUUGUCAUGUCUCAUUCAGGAACCACUUUGACCUCCAUGAUAAUGUCAGCUGAUCACCCUGGACUCACAUUCACCCUCACUCUGGUCCGGACUGAACCAACUUACAACCAGCCCAUGCAACAGUGGAGCUUUGUUUCUGACUUCGCCGUAAGGGACUAUUCUGGUACCUAUACUGUGAAGCUGAUUCCUUGCAGUGCUUCACCUAAUGGUGAGUUCAGCAUUCCUCCCGUCUGUCAUCCGCGGGAGCCUCUCACCUUUGACAUGGACAUUCGCUUCCAGCAGGUGAGUGAUCCUGUAGCAGCAGAGUUCAGCUUGAAUACACAGAUGUUUCUGCUGUCAAAGAAGGAGCUGUGGCUGUCUGAUGGUUCCAUGGGCUUUGGCGAGGCAACUGACACUGCCUUUGUUGAAGGUUCUAACAUCUAUGGUCGUGUGAUGGUGGACCCAGUGCAGAAUUUGGGUGACUCUUUCUCCUGCGGCAUAGAGAAGGUUUUCCUCUGUACAGGCACCGAUGGCUACGUCCCCAAGUACAACCCCAUCAAUAAAGAGUACGGAUGUCUAGCUGAUGCUCCAUCACUGCUUUACAGACUGAAGAUCCUGGACAAAGCCCAGCCAGAAACCCAGGCCACUGCCUUUGGAAAUGUACCGUUUGAUGCUUUCCUGGCUUUGGAUACCCCUGGAGCUCUUUCCUUAGUCCGACAACCUGGAUCUGAUGGCUUCACCUUGUCAUCAUCUCCUCUUUUCCAGGUCGCUGCUGGCCGUGAAUGGUUCAUCCACACCAUCUACACGGUCCGUUCUAGAGAUAAUGCCAACCGUGGUAAAAGAAGCCUUAAGUACCACCAUGCAUUAUCAUCCGCCAUAGCUGAACCUGGCAUACAAAGCCGCAACCGUCGUGCCGUACCUGACCCAGAGGCUUUGGACAUCGGUGCUGAGAAUAACAAAGGCACCAACAUCCAGCACAUUGCUUUGGAAAGCUCCAACCGACUGCGGGUGAGCCAGCCAUGGGGCCGCGAGACUAACUUGGAGCAUCCUCUGGUGGAGGGGAGCCUGAGUAAGGAGCCCGGUUCCGAUUUCUCUCUUCCCAACGGUAUGUCCACAUUGCUGGGGGUGGCUGGGCUCAUCCUGCUGGUUUGUCUGGUAAUAUUGCUGGUGGUUCUAUUGAUGCGCCGCAAGAGGAAAGAGAAAAAGUAUCCAGCGUAUUCCACUUCCUCCUGCGCAGCCUACGGCAGAAACACCUCACACGUGAGGAGCAACCGAGAUAGCUCUGAGGUGUAAACUGCCCAUUGUUUCCUCAAAUCAUCCUUGUUCAUUCAAACAUUCACACAUAAAGUAUAAGGUUGCUCAAAGAAGCAUAGCCCAUGAUGUUGAGGACACAUAGAUAUUCAAGGUGAGGAAACAGUGCCGGCAUUUUAAGCCUCACUAAAAAUGACACCACCUCAUUUGUGGCUUCGGCCAAGUUACAAUUGCCAUCUUAAUUCUGAACUGAUCAAAUGUUCAUCAAUUAGGCAAUGAAGACAUCUUGCCUCGAAAGAUGAGUAGUGGCUCUCAUAUGACCUAGUCAAACAAAUGGAGGUUGCUUGUUGAGCUUAGUAAUAAUAUUGUUGUAGUGUGCUCCUAUUGGUGGAUCUGUGAACCAGAGCUGGCCGCAGUAAACAUGUGCUCAGACAAACAGAGGAAAUCUGUGCUUCGCUGUUACCUCAGCUUGUAUCUAAAAAUUUAACAUGAGCUUAAUUUCAUUAGAUGAAAAAAAAGUAAACAAAUAUUUUUUUAAUUUCAAAGCAAAAAUAAAGGUCACCUCACUUUGGCAUGAAUAAUAUAUUGGCCAGCAGUGACCGCUACAAUUCAGCAAUUUAAAUUUUGUCAGGAGUAUUGAGAGUAGUUGUAUUUUUUAAAAGCAGUCUGUUUUAUUUAUAUGUAACAGUUCUUAUGCCAGUGUGGGAGAUUCAUGAGCAAUCGAAAAGAUGCAGGAACUGGUUUCUUUACACUUUUAUGUGUUAAAUCUAUUUUUAUAUGCCUCAUGAGAUUAACUGCUGUGUACAAGAGCACAUAUCCAUGUUCCCACAUGAUUGUAUUGCUUGAAAGGGAGCAUCAUGUUUAUUAAUUGAGGCUCGUAAAUAUUCAGAAUGUAUUUUUUAUAAAUUUUCCGGACAUAUAAAAUGAGGUUCAGAAUGACAUGAAAUUGUGUGAACAUAGCUGUUCACAUCUGGUGUCAAAAGGAGAGAGUUUCAUCAAAAGGUUUUAGUAAACCCCUGGUAAAACUAGAAACGAUGUCAACCCAUACAAUUAUAUCAAAUCAUUUUGACUAAGGUGCUUUUUCACUUCCAAAAUAGCCAUAACCUUUUUACUGUUCAAGCAUUGUGUAAUGCAUUCAAAUUAAAUUGCUUCAUAUAUAUAUUUUUAUUAAUAGCAGUGGACAAUACACCAAUCAUUAAAUGUUAUUCCGUUUCCCAACUUUUAUAUUUUUUCAUGAAUACUAUAUUGUGUAAUUGCUGGUUUAGUCACCAGCAGAUUCAAAGAAACUACUGACCAUUAUCCUUGUUGCUAUAUUUUAUCACACCUUUUAAUACAAGGUUGGUGUACUUGUAGUUCAAAACUGCCUCACCUGAAAUGCACAAGAUUUCUCAUAGCCAACAGAUAAUGAAUGAUAGUUUACCUUACUUUGAAUUUUAGUUUUCUUGACGUUGCAGAAAGAUACUUGUUUCAUAAUAAAGUGCCUGUUGAAAUGCUUUAAGUAUAAAUUAGAAAUCUUCUUCUCUAACCUGUGAUGAGUUUUAAUUAAACUUUCAAUUCAAUAGUUCCUUGGCGUACUUGACAUGCAACAUGUCUCAAAGUACAAUAUAUCUACACUGGAAAAUAAGGUGUGUUUGAAGUUUAUACUCACUGGGCGGAAGAAAAAGCUGGGGUAUCUUCAACCAUAGAUAUAUAUAACUAGAUGCCGCAUUGUCCGCGUCAAAGUCGCCACCCUAUUUUGAAAAAUCAAAACAAUUUGUCUAUACUAUGUACUGCUAUUUCAAAUUUACAAUGCACGGCAGUAUUUGUUUUACUACAUCACAUACAUCAUAUUUUACUGCUGUAACGGGUAUACAGGAUACAAUAAAGAACUUCUUUCAUCUUUUUAUCCUCUUAAAUUACUGCAGAAAAAGUCAUUUCCACAGUGAAAAAACAUUUGUUUUUUAUAACAUGUACCUUAAACUAUAAUACUUUGGGUGUUUAAUUCGAUGAUAAAAAUAAAUCUCAGAAACAAUC
Molecule: messenger RNA, 11358 nt
Organism: Triplophysa dalaica
Lineage: Eukaryota; Metazoa; Chordata; Actinopteri; Cypriniformes; Nemacheilidae
Gene: frem3
Product: Fras1 related extracellular matrix 3
Exons: 24
Coding region: 1-9387 (3128 amino acids)
Biological process (GO): cell communication
Cellular component (GO): membrane
Source: RefSeq, a predicted model, not a curated record